GGUGGAUGAAGUCAGAAGUCAGCAGGACUGUCGACUCAGAACACCUCAGUUUGUAGAAAAUGGUGAAUUAGUCUCCUAGUUAUAUUAGCUGGAGAUUCAGGUGGCAGGCGGAUGUCUUAAGCUGUGUGGUGGCAACAGUAUAACUAGCAGUAACAGCAGAAGUUUGUUUGCAGGAGGCUGAGCCAGUGAUUCCUACAUGACGGUAUCUAAGAUGUCGUGGCGUUCGUCUUUCCACUGCUCCAAGUUUCGUCAUGUUUUCGGAAAACCCGCCACCAAGGAGCACAGUUAUGACGGGGUGCCAAUCACACGCAGCGUCCAUGACAACCACUACUGCUCAGCCAACCCCUGCUUCAUCGCCGUGGUGACCGAGUGUGCCGGGGGCGGGUCUUUCCUGGUUCUGCCCAUCCAUCAUACAGGCAGGGUUGACCCUCAGCACCCGAGGGUGUGUGGUCACAGAGCCAGAGUCCUGGACGUCAAGUGGAACCCAUUCGACGAUCACUGCAUCGCCUCGUGCUCUGAAGACUGCACUGUGAAGAUCUGGGACAUACCGGUCUGUGGCGUCCAACAGAACCUCACCAAGGCCAGGAAGACUCUGAUGGGUCACUCCAGGAGGGUGGCUCUGAUUGAGUGGCAUCCAACCGCCGAGAACCUGCUGCUGAGCUCCGCCUAUGACUACAAGGUCCUGCUCUGGGAUGUUUCCCAGGCAGGUGCUGUAAUCAGGCAGCCGGUCCGGGUGGUGCUGAUGCCCGUCCACCACCGCUACCCGUCCGAGGCGCUGCUCCUGUCGGUCAGCUUCAACACCGAUGGCAGCAGGCUGGCGGUCACAUCCAAAGACAGACGGGUUCGAGUCCUGGACCCACGGACGGGAAAGAUUUUACAGGUGUCCAGCGGUAAGUCGCACAGGGCCAACAAAGUUUUAUACAUUGGAGCCUUAAAGAUGCUUCUGUCCACUGGCAGCUCACCCUGGAACCACAGACAGAUCGUCCUCUGGGACCCUGAUGACUUAUCUGAGCCUCUGUAUGAAGAAGACCUGGACGGUUCUGCAGGAGUUCUCUUCCCGUUCUACGACCCGGACACACACAUGCUGUACCUGGCUGGAAAGGGUGAUGGAAACAUCCGGUACUACGAGGUGAGCGCUGAGAAACCUUACAUCAGCUUCCUGACGGAGUACAGGUCCCUGCUGCCACAGAAAGGACUUGGUGUGAUGCCAAAACGUGGCCUGGAUGUAUGUGCCUGUGAGGUUUUCCGGUUUUAUCGUCUAAUCACCAUCAAAGACCUGGUGGAGCCGCUGUCAAUGAUUGUACCACGGAAACAGUCAGGAACCUUCCAAGAGGAUCUAUACCCGAUGACAGCUGGAAACCAGGCAGCCAUGACGGCUCAGGAGUGGCUCUUGGGAAUCAACAGGGGCCCAGUGCCGAUGUCCCUGAAGCCUGGGACUCGAGUAGCCAACCCUUACCCAGAAACCCAGGCUGAGAGGGGGCUGGUGAGGCAGCUGAGCUCCCUCCGGUUCCAGAUGGGUCCAGCUGGUGGCGCUGUGAUGGGGACAGACCUGGACUUUAUAGAGCAGGCCUUCCUGGAGGAGCAGCUGGCUUACCAGGACGCCAAAUACCCCAGAGAUGUGAGCGAUCUGUCGGGCUGGCAGCCAGACGAGACCCAGAUCCCGCUGUGGACCUACUGCUGCACCCCACACUGUUGCGAACCUGCCGAGAGGCCGCCGCCGACCACCGAGAGCGAGCUGCUGCAGGCAUUUUACAGACAGCAGGAUGAGAUUCGAGGCCUGAGGGAAGAGCUCAACCAGAAAGAUGUGAGGAUCGCUCAGCUGGAGAUGGAGAUUAAAAACACCAGAAACAACAUGAGGGCCACCUUUUGACUCAACUGCUGCAAUAAACCAUCAUUUCCAACCAAUAAAAAGACACACAGCUGAUCUCUCUACAUGGCUAUUACAGUGGUUUCAUACAAAAGCUCACUGAUUCACAAUUCUACUACAAUGUGUAGGUUGUAACAAACAAAACUUUCAUUGUAGAGUUUCUCCAUGAAGAUAUUGGGUGAUUUGGUUUGAAAAAUUAACAAAAAAGAUUAAAUUUAUCUAAAAAUUUGUAGAAAGCUGCAAUUGUCUCACAUUUUUAGACCAGAUACACCCCGAAUCUCUACAACAUGCAAGGUUAACCUGAUCCAUAGAGACACAACAUUAACUGGUGACUGUAGAUGUAUAAAACUGUGCAGAACCAAAAAUAUUUAGUAUAUUCUAAUAGAGAUCAAGAAAUGAUUCUGAUGUCAGCAAUCAAAUAUCUAUCUAGGAAAUUGUUCCAUAAAGAACCUAUAUUUGCAAAAGUUUUGUGGAGCAAGAAUUAUGGCACCAAAGGAACCAUUUUUUUGAUCGGUUCUUUGAGGCACCUUUAGGGGUUUUUAAAUGACCUCUUGCCAACAGGUUCUUUGUGGAACUAGUCUGAUUCAACAGACUGUGGUUAUAAGGGCGUUUUCUAGAUCCCCUUAACUGCAGGAAACAACAACCUACAGGCAGCAACCUACAUGAAGAAAAUUAAAAUUCAUUCCCUGGAUGUUUGGAAUUGCUUUAACAUUUUGUUUUUUUUUGUAGCAGAAUGAUGUGCAGCAGAGGGUUCUACACAGCACUGAUGGAUGGUCUGUCAAUGCAAGACUGUUGUACAACUGUUCUUUAGUGUCAUCACAGCAAAGAAUAGUUUUUGGUUCAAGUCAGCAUUUUUACUUUCUUAGUACAGCCCCAACUGAAGAAAAAAAUAUUUGCAGCAGCAAAUGGUAUUCAGGACACAUUCUGAUGUUCAAAACCUGCGGAAAAAAAAGUUUGAUACCCGAUAACCUCAUAAAUCUAUUUUUUGGAGCAGAUGGGAAUUUUUUUUUUUUUUUUUUUUUUUU
This is a messenger RNA of Amphiprion ocellaris (clown anemonefish), 2892 nucleotides long. RefSeq names its product coronin 2Ab (gene coro2ab). Gene Ontology annotation, biological process: actin filament organization. The transcript has 14 exons. NCBI's taxonomy places the organism in Eukaryota, Metazoa, Chordata, Actinopteri, Pomacentridae. The coding region runs from base 197 to 1870 and encodes 557 amino acids. Gene Ontology annotation, molecular function: actin filament binding. The record is from RefSeq and is a predicted model, not a curated record.